AUGUUGACUUCUCACGAUUUCAAGGGUGUGUACAUUGAUCCAAGUUGGUCUCCCUUUGAGUGGUUGUUAGAGGUUGUUAGUGUUGCUGAUCGGAAAUAUCACAAAGAAAUAUCUAUGAGAAACAAAUCGAUGAGACAAUUCAAGACUGGGCUGCUGGGUUCUGAAAGAAAUUCUCUCAACCACACCCAAUUCAAGAAGCUGAAGCACCAUAAUAAAAGAACCCUUUCACACUCACCAUCCACAUCCAAGAACCCCAUAGUCAUACAGCAAGCCGGUCCAGACCCACCACCAGACAUGCCUAAGGAGUUCAAGAACAUAAUCAUGGCUAAGGAGUUCAAGAACAUAAUCAUAGCUAAGAAUGGUUCUGAUGUAAAGCUUGUGAUCCAGAAGAAACUAUAUAAAACUGAUAUGUUGGGUCGAUUUGCUCGACUUUCAAUACCAAAAGGACAAAUGAUAGCGGAGUUUCUGAGCGAAGAAGAACAAAUGAGUCUACAGCAAAAAAAGGAAGAUGGGGUUCAUUACAAGGGUAUGGAAGUCCAGUUAAUACAGCCAAGCCUUAAAGAAUGCAGCAUCUCAUUGAAGAAGUGGCAGCAAGGUGGCAACAACUCUUACAUGUUGAGCUCACCUUGGAACAAAAUCGCAGAAAAUAACGGACUUGAGGUAGGGGAUAUUAUACAGCUUUGGUCCUUCAGAGUCAAUCAUAGUCCCUGCUUGAUCCUUAUUAAGCUAUAA
Molecule: messenger RNA, 732 nt
Organism: Quercus lobata
Lineage: Eukaryota; Viridiplantae; Streptophyta; Magnoliopsida; Fagales; Fagaceae
Product: B3 domain-containing protein At1g05920-like
Exons: 1
Coding region: 1-732 (243 amino acids)
Molecular function (GO): DNA binding
Source: RefSeq, a predicted model, not a curated record